UCGGACCCUGACUCUGUGGGAAGCGGCUCCUGUACUUGUUGCCACGUCGGAGUAGUCCGGGGAUCCGGUUCAUUCAUUUAGAAGAAAAUAAGAAAUACAUUUCAGCAGGGUUUCUGGUUUAGUCGCAGUCAUGGUUUCCGUCAUAAACACAGUGGACACCUCCCACGAGGACAUGAUCCACGAUGCCCAGAUGGACUACUAUGGUACUCGACUCGCCACCUGUUCCUCUGACCGCACCGUAAAGAUCUUCGAUGUCAGAAAUGGAGGCCAGAUACUGGUAGCAGACCUCAGAGGCCAUGAGGGUCCCGUGUGGCAGGUUGCGUGGGCUCACCCAAUGUUCGGCAAUAUUCUGGCCUCCUGCUCCUACGACCGUAAGGUCAUCAUCUGGAAAGAGGAGAACGGAUCCUGGGACAAGAUGUAUGAAUACACCGGACACGAGUCGUCAGUGAACUCAGUCUGCUGGGGUCCUUAUGACUUUGGUCUGAUCCUGGCCUGUGGAAGCUCAGACGGUGCCAUUUCCCUUCUCACAUUCACUGGGGAUCAGCAGUGGGACAUCAAGAAGAUCAGCAACGCACACACUAUCGGCUGUAACGCAGUGAGCUGGGCUCCCGCCGUGGUUCCAGGCAGCCUGAUUGAUCAGCCGUCAGGGCAGAAACCAAACUACGUCAAACGCUUCGUCUCUGGAGGCUGCGACAACCUGGUCAAACUCUGGAAAGAGGAAGACGGUCAGUGGAAGGAGGAUCAGAAGCUGGAGGCUCACAGUGAUUGGGUGAGAGACGUCGGCUGGGCUCCUUCUAUUGGUCUUCCCACCAGCACCAUCGCCAGCUGCUCCCAGGACGGACGUGUGUUUAUCUGGACGUGUGACGACCCCGCAGGAAACACCUGGACGGCCAAACUGCUCCAUAAGUUCAAUGAUGUUGUUUGGCACGUCAGCUGGUCCAUCACUGGAAAUAUACUGGCUGUUUCUGGAGGAGACAACAAGGUGACGCUGUGGAAGGAGUCGAUGGACGGUCAGUGGGCGUGUAUCAGUGACGUCAGUAAGGGCCAGGGAGCCGUCUCCACCAUCACAGACACACAGCAGAGCGAGCAGUGACACACACAUGAACACACACACACACACAUAAAAAUGGCCCCGAUCUUCACAGAUGAAUUAAGUGUAAAUUAACAUGUUGGACAUUUGAACAAACAAACAUUGUCCGCACAGAUUGAGCUUCUUUUGGCAUGUUUUUGUUGGUCAGCUCGGCUGCUUGAUAAUGACAUGAUGAGUUCUGCAGGUGCUGAACACCUGUUUGGUCUGCUGUACAGUUUGUCCAGGGUAGAUGUUCCCAAAGUUUCGCAAAAGGGAGAGAAACCUUCAAAAAUGCAAACAUGACUGAUAAUUACCAUAUUUUUUUAUCAGAUGCACUCCACCGUUUCCUGUUUCUUCCCGAUUUAGAGGUUCCACAUGUACAUAAACACUGCCCCAAAUACAGCUUAGUACACAACUUCACACCUGCCCUCCACCCAUCCCAUGAUGCUCUGCUCCUGAAACAUUCCACCUCCACCAGCAGAGAACAAAACUCUGCCAUCGCCCAGCAGCCUGGGAAGCAGCAGCCCCGUUUCUUUCUACACUUAUUUGCUAAUUUAAAAAAAACUUUGUUUUGAGCAGGAAUGGCCCCAUUGUGCAACAAUAUGUUUUUUAUUAUAUGUCAUUCAUUCGGUGCAAAGCUAGCUUCACUGCUCAGGCGGUAAAAAGAAAUCCUCAUGUUCUCACAGUGAGACAAAAUACUUGACUGCCUGAUUGUCACUUAAUAAUAAUAUAAAAAUAAACAAAGCUUAGCAAAAUAUUGAUGAGUAGACAUUCUUUUCAACAACAGAGGUUAGCUGUCAAUCACUACAAAGUCAAUGGGUGUUUGUACAUUCGGGACUUGCCUUAAUUAAUCAGCCACUGGGCUGCUAUGGCAACCAGAAGUGAAUGAAUCAAUGUGUUGCCAAGACAACCAUGAGUGAGGCAUAAUUGUAAACAGUUUUUGAGUGUUUUCUUUCAGUUGUCCGAUCAGAAACCAUGGAUGUUUUUCAUAUUUGAUGUAAUUAAACUUUAAUGUUUAAA
Molecule: messenger RNA, 2089 nt
Organism: Chelmon rostratus (copperband butterflyfish)
Lineage: Eukaryota; Metazoa; Chordata; Actinopteri; Chaetodontiformes; Chaetodontidae
Gene: sec13
Product: SEC13 homolog, nuclear pore and COPII coat complex component
Exons: 9
Coding region: 131-1093 (320 amino acids)
Biological process (GO): protein import into nucleus; COPII-coated vesicle budding; positive regulation of TOR signaling
Cellular component (GO): nuclear pore outer ring; COPII vesicle coat
Molecular function (GO): protein binding; structural molecule activity
Source: RefSeq, a predicted model, not a curated record